AUGUUAUCCGCUCGCUUACUGCGACGUCAACUGCUGUCCGGUGCGCGUCGCCCACCCGCGACCCUGCGCAAGCUGCACGCGGCUCCUGCGGAGAAACUCUUCGAUAAGAUCCUCGUAGCCAACCGCGGCGAGAUCGCCGUGCGCGUUAUGCGGACGUGCAAAAAGCUGGGCAUCAAAACAGUGGCCGUGUACUCGGAGCCCGAUGUGAACUCGGUGGCUGUGCGCAUGGCCGACGAGGCCGUGUGCGUCGGGCCCGCGCCGUCGAGUCAGAGCUACCUGAGCAUCCCAAAGAUCGUGGAGGCCGUCAAGGCCACAGGCGCACAGGCCGUGCACCCGGGCUACGGCUUCCUAUCGGAGAAUAAAGACUUCUGUGAGGCCUUGGAGGCCAUUGGAGUAGCAUUUAUCGGUCCUGGCCACGAGGCCAUCCAGGCCAUGGGGGACAAGAUCGAGUCCAAGCAGCUGGCCAUGGACGCAGGCGUCAAUACGAUCCCGGGUUUUCUCGGGGAGAUUGACACGCCCGAUGAGGCGGUCAAAGUGGCCCACGAGAUCGGCUAUCCGGUUAUGAUCAAGGCCAGUGCCGGCGGAGGCGGCAAAGGCAUGCGCGUCGCCUACAACGAUGAGGAAGUGCGCAUGGGCUACCGUCUGUCAAAGGAGGAGGCGGCCAGCAGCUUCGGAGACGACAGAAUGUUCCUGGAGAAGUUUAUCGAAGACCCUCGUCACAUUGAGAUCCAAUUAAUCGCAGACUCGCAUGGCAACGUGGUGGCGUUGCCCGAGAGAGAGUGCUCCAUCCAACGUCGUAACCAGAAGGUGGUUGAAGAGGCUCCAAGUGUGUUACUCGACCCAGAGACGAGAUUGGCCAUGGGCAAGCAGGCCGCCAUGCUGGCCAGGAAGGUGGGUUACGUGAGUGCCGGUACAGUUGAGUUUCUGUGUGAUAAACACAAGAAUUUCUACUUUUUAGAGAUGAACACUCGUCUACAAGUGGAGCAUCCCGUGACGGAGCUGAUUUCGAAGGUGGAUCUAGUGGAACAGAUGAUCCGCGUGGCGGCCGGCCAUGAACUACCCAAGGAGCUGGUCAAGGGGCCUGUCAAGAUCCACGGCUGGGCGAUGGAGAGUCGAGUGUACGCUGAAGACCCGCUACGUGGAUUCCUACCGUCUAUCGGACGACUGUUGCAGUACGAGGAACCUGUCCACCUUCCUGGUGUACGUGUGGACUCUGGAGUGAAUGAAGGCAGCGACAUCUCCAUGUUCUACGACCCCAUGAUCUCUAAACUCAUCACGUACGGUAAAGAUCGUCCGGAAUGUCUGGAUCGCAUGAAGACGGCGCUGGACAACUACGUUAUCCGUGGGCCAGGCAACAACGUGGCCUUCCUGCAGGAUGUUUAUCGUCAUCCUCGCUUCGUGAGUGGCAAGAUCACUACGAAAUUCAUCGAGGAAGAGUAUCCGGACGGCUUUGAGGGGGUGAAGCUGACAGCGCUUGAAGUGGAAGAUCUACGCGUCGUCGGAGCCAUCAUGCACCUCAAGAAGACACGUGCUAGCAGCCAGAUCUCGGGCCGUAUCCAGUUUACGCCAGCUGAAGGUUUCGGUUCGUUCGACUUGCUUAAUGAAGACGAGUUGGAGUUUAUCUCGGACCAAGCGGGAGUUGUUCCUCGUCUACGAGCUGUCACACCCGGUUUGUCCGCCAAGGAGCUGAUUGCGCUGGCUGAACGCAACGACCUCAAAAACUUGGGAGCCCAGUUGUCUGUCAGUAUCGACGGCCCGUUCGGAGAGUCCAAGCCUGUGACUGUGGUGGAAGUUGAGGUCGAGAACAUGCGACACCGUAUCGAAACAGUGACGAUGGCUUUGGUGGACAACAAGUGGCACGUUGUGGGUCAGGUGAACUGGUCAUUGAACGGCCCAUUGUUCAAGGCUUCGUAUACAAAGCAGGAUGGAGCAGCAGACCUGCCGUUGGCGUCGCAAAUGCUGCAGACGCUGCCUGAGGGCUUCCGUCUUCAAUUCCACGGGGCUGUGCAUGAUGUGGUUGUGCGCAAUGAGCUGGAAGCGGCGUACGGCAAGCACAUGCAACCGAAACCAGAAGUCGACACGUCCAACUUGUUGCUAUGUCCGAUGCCAGGAAUGCUCAUCUCCGUGGCAGUGGAGGUCGGCCAGUCCGUGGAGCUCGGCCAAGAACUGGCCGUCGUGGAGGCCAUGAAGAUGCAGAACGUGCUUCGUUCCGAGAAGAGGGGUGUCAUUAAAAGCAUUGUGCGUACUGCAGGCGACUCCCUCAAGGUGGACGAAGUCAUUCUCGAGUAUGAGUAA
Phytophthora infestans T30-4 is the source of this 2295-nucleotide messenger RNA. RefSeq names its product propionyl coenzyme A carboxylase (Pi-PCC1). The transcript has a single exon. The record is from RefSeq and is a predicted model, not a curated record. Gene Ontology annotation, cellular component: mitochondrion. Bases 1 to 2295 code for a protein of 764 amino acids. Gene Ontology annotation, molecular function: propionyl-CoA carboxylase activity; ATP binding; metal ion binding. NCBI's taxonomy places the organism in Eukaryota, Oomycota, Peronosporomycetes, Peronosporales, Peronosporaceae.